AAGUUUUCUUGCCUCUUAAUGAUCCAAAAAUGGGUUCUUUAUCAUCAUCUUCUUCUUCUUCACAAUUUCAUGUAGCAGUGGUUCCUCAAAUUACGACCUUUCUUUUCUUCUUCAUCUUCUUCUUUCCAAAUGGAGCUUCAUCGGCGACCAUUACUGUUGUGAACGAUUGUGGAUUCACUGUUUGGCCCGGAAUCUCAGGCAACCCAGCUUUCAAUACCACCGGAUUCGAGCUCACAGGGGGUAAUUCGCACUCCUUUCAAACUCCAGAGACCUGGUCAGGUCGUGUGUGGGGUAGGACUGGUUGCACCUUCAAUGGGUCCAGUAACGGGUCGUGUGCCACCGGUGACUGUGGCACCGGUGAAGUGGAGUGCAAUGGAAGAUCGUACAAAGGACCCGUAACAAUAGCAGAGUUCAGUAUCAGUCAAUUUCAAGACCAGGGGUUUUAUGAUGUCAGCCUUGUCGAUGGCUACAACUUACAGAUGAUUGUGGAGGCAACUGGUGGAUCAGGUUCCGGGUUGCGUAGUUGUGCGAAGACAGGUUGCGUUGACGACUUGAAUCGACGGUGCCCCGGGGAACUGAGGUUGGCGGAUGGAGGAGGGUGUAUGAGUGCUUGCCAGGCCUUCGACUCGCCUGAGUAUUGUUGUAAUAGCCAGUUCGGAACACCGUCAACGUGCAAGCCAACGGCAUAUGCUCAAUUGUUUAAAUCAGCAUGCCCGAGAUCCUAUAGCACCCCAUUCGAUGAUCAAACUAGUACAUUUUUGUGUAGGCAUGCUGAUUACACUGUUAGAUUCUGUCCCUCCGCCGAUGCAUUUUCGACAAUCAAACUCGGUGGUCAACUCAACUCCACUGACCAGCUUGUUUCCAUCCGUGGGAAUUUCACAUUAGGGUUCUUUGAUGAAGAUUUCAGUUACUUAGGAAUUUGGUACACCGACGACGUUCAAUCCAGAAAAGUAUGGGUAGCCAAUCCUAAUGCACCAAUCACAUCCGCCUCAGGCGCUCAUGCCCUGUCCAUCGACCCCAACACCGGAAACUUGAUCAUUACUGCCGGAGGAAGAACUCUCAUGAGCAUAACUGAUGUUCAAGCUGGUCCAAACCCAAACUUGACUGCAACCCUCGAAGACACUGGUAAUUUCCGGCUGAUCAACCAAAUUGACCAGAGAGUUUUGUGGCAGAGUUUUGAGCACCCGACCAACGUACUUUUACCGGGUAUGAAGCUUGGGUCUAGCAUGACAACAGGGCAGAACUGGUCCCUAACUUCUUGGCUGAGCAAUGAAAUCCUUGAUCCAGGAGCUUUUACUUUGAGCUGGGAACCUAUCGAAGAAGCAUCUCAGAGAUUAAUGAUUCGACGACGAGGGCAACCUUAUUGGACUAGUGGGAAUCUGAAUGAUCAAACAUUUCAAUAUAUAUAUGCAUUGAAUGGUCGCGGUAGCCAAUCCCAUUAUAAUCUCACUUCUGUAUACAACAAUGAAGAACGAUACUUCAGCUAUGAGGGUAGUAAUGCUGUUUUACCCAUGUGGAUAUUGACACCAAAAGGGCAAAUUACAGAUAGUGAUAAUUCUACUGCUUGGACCCCUGAGUUCUGUUACGGGUACGAUUCAGAUAAUGGUUGUGUGGAGUCGAGUUUGCCGUCGUGCAGGAGAGAGACUGAUAAUUUCAGUGUAAAGAAUGGCGAGUUUGAUCCAAACAUGGCGAGAAGUGUUAUUGAUGACAACUCAAGCAUAAGCAUUAGUGAUUGUUUUGUGAAGUGCUGGAAUAGUUGCAGUUGUGUUGGGUUUAAUAGCAGUACCGUUAAUGGAACCGGUUGUACCAUUUGGACCGGAAGCAACAGUUUUUCGGUUAAUCCACGCGACAAUUCUACAUCGAAGUAUGUAAUCAACCAAAAUCCAAUCAAUCCAAGUACAGGAAACAAAACAAAAAAGAACAUGAACUGGAUAUGGGUUCUUAUUGGUGUUGCGAUUCCUAUACUUUUUCUUUGUUUGGGGAUUUUAUGGUGUAUAAAGAAGAGAAAGCAUCGACGAGAAGAAUACGAGAGGCGGAAGAGAGAUGAAUAUUUCCUUGAGCUGACAGCUUCUGAAAGCUUUAAGGAUGUACAUCAACUCGAAAACAAUGGUGGGAAAGGAAGCGAUUUGUUAUUGUUUAGCUUCGCCUCUAUCAUGGCAGCCACCGAUGAUUUUUCAGAUGAAAAUAAACUCGGUCAAGGUGGUUUUGGACCUGUUUACAAGGGAAAACUAAGCGAUGGACGAGAAAUUGCAAUCAAAAGGCUUUCAAGAACAUCAGGGCAAGGGCUUGUGGAAUUCAAGAAUGAAUUAGUACUCAUUGCCAAACUCCAGCACACAAAUCUUGUUCGGGUUCUUGGUUGUUGCAUUCAUCAGGACGAAAAGAUGUUAAUCUACGAGUACAUGCCCAACAAGAGCUUAGAUUUCUUCCUUUUCGAUGAAAACAGAAAGGCGGAGUUGGAUUGGUCUAAACGAUUCAACAUCAUCGAAGGAAUUGCUCAGGGGUUACUCUACUUGCAUAAGUACUCAAGAAUGCGAGUUAUUCAUAGAGAUCUAAAAGCAAACAACAUUCUGUUAGACGAGAGUAUGAACCCCAAGAUUUCUGAUUUUGGCAUGGCGAGAAUAUUUAAGCAGAACGAGACCGAGGCAAUGACUAACAGAGUGGUUGGAACAUACGGUUACAUGUCUCCAGAGUAUGCAAUGGAAGGGACUUUCUCGAUCAAGUCCGACAUCUUCAGCUUUGGUGUCUUGAUCCUGGAAAUCGUCAGCGGAAGAAGAAACAGUAGCUUUGUUCAUCUUGACCGGACAUUCAAUCUUAUUGGAUAUGCAUGGGAGCUAUGGCAACAAGGGGAUGCAUUGUUGUUGAAGGAUCCAACACUGGGAGAUACUUGUAUUGUACAACAAUUCCUGAGAACCGUUCAUGUGGCACUUCUCUGUGUACAAGAAAGUGCAAUGGAUCGUCCAACAACAUCCGAUAUGAUCUCCAUGCUUCUCAAUGACACCAUAACGUUACCUACCGUAAACAGACCCGCAUUCAUUACCAACAGAGCGGAGUUGAAGUCGAGUUCAGAUGAAAGCAAAACGAAAGAUUGCUCUAUAAACAAUAUGACCAUCACUAUAAUGGAGGGCCGAUAGGGUACGAAACUAUGCAAGUAGUUGCUUCUAUAGUUCUAUAGGAUUAGCAUAUCAUUCUUUGUGAAUUCAUUGUUUUUUCGUUUCUGCAUUGUUGCAUCAGAUAGUUUAUUCGUUUCUUGAAUUCAAUCAUGUCUUCAUCGGAUA
Molecule: messenger RNA, 3275 nt
Organism: Cynara cardunculus var. scolymus (artichoke)
Lineage: Eukaryota; Viridiplantae; Streptophyta; Magnoliopsida; Asterales; Asteraceae
Product: G-type lectin S-receptor-like serine/threonine-protein kinase At1g67520
Exons: 8
Coding region: 30-3131 (1033 amino acids)
Biological process (GO): protein phosphorylation
Molecular function (GO): protein kinase activity; ATP binding
Source: RefSeq, a predicted model, not a curated record